AUGUCUAUUCUUCCGCCGUUCAACUCCUCGGCUACACAGGUCGGCAUAUUUGAACUCUCCAACGUACUACCCAGUCCUAGAUGGUUGGAUUUCUUCAUAAAACUCAUACCAACAGAGAAGCUCCGCACUGAAUUAUAUCUCCUGUACUUCUUGCUCAAAGGCCGAGUUUAUAUCGGCAAUAUUUGGCAAAUAGUUGGGGAGUGGAUGUUAGAAGCGCAGAGGGAGGAGUCAUUGCGAAAUACUGCUGGGGGUUCAAUGUGCCCUAUUCCAAUCCCAGUUAUGCACAAUGUCACCUCAUUCUCAGCGACUCCGAGACGCAUUGUCGAACCUGCUGUGGCAUAUUCACCAGCUGCAUUGGCCUAUUCAGCCACUGUGCGAAACAAGUGUGAAACUUGGUUACGGAGACAAAAUACCGACCCCAUCUUUGAAAGUAACUCGCCCCUGAACAGCUCUACUCUUUCAGCUGUUGAGCAAUUCACUUAUACACCACUAGAACAACAAACACUGUUCUCUGUAAAGUUCAAUGGUCCUCCCUUUUGUUUGCUGAGCACAUGGAUCACCACUGGUGUCCAAGAGACCUUCGAUGAAGCACGCAAAGUGGAACUAACUACUCAGGCGAGACUAAUGGCAUCAUACCUUGACAUCGACGGCUACCAUACUCAUCAUCACAAUGCUCAGUCAGAGCUAAUCUUCUUACAAGCAAAGCUGUGCCGGGCCCAAGCUGAGGCAGAAGCUUGUGCACUGGCCAUUGAAAAUGCCCCUGCAUCUAAUUAUUCUGAUAGCGGUGGGCUCACAUUGUUACAGUCACUACAAGGACUUGAGACCCCUUCUGCCUGUAAACCGCUAUCAUCGCUCGCCUCCGCAAGCGUACGCAACUUCCGCUCUUCUGUGGAAGCCGACCUCGGACUCUCAGCACGAGAUAUCACUGUUGUGAUCGUCGCUGUUAGAUCAUCCCAGUCCGCACGCGACUACCGUCAGUUCUCUUCGCCCCCACGCCCAACUCUCCCACCACUUCUACCGGAGGAAGUGCGUUGCUACAAGGAGUACAUGAAUGCCGAAUCAACUGAUGAUCGCUCUGAUUCCAAUGUCUUGUGGUAA
Molecule: messenger RNA, 1098 nt
Organism: Suillus fuscotomentosus
Lineage: Eukaryota; Fungi; Basidiomycota; Agaricomycetes; Boletales; Suillaceae
Exons: 6
Coding region: 1-1098 (365 amino acids)
Source: RefSeq, a predicted model, not a curated record